Messenger RNA from Protopolystoma xenopodis, 234 nucleotides. The record is from the annotation of a GenBank genome assembly. Lineage: Eukaryota; Metazoa; Platyhelminthes; Monogenea; Polystomatidea; Polystomatidae.
GAAUCUCAGGUGAAGAAUACUGGCUACGAGGUGACUCACCAAGGUCGCUGUAUAACUGUGUUCUCUGCGCCCAACUACUGUGACACUAUGCACAAUCUGGGCGCCUUCAUCACCUUAUACGGCAGUCACGAGCAAGGCGGUAUGAAUCCCAAAUUCACCAGUUUUAAAGAGGUACCACAUCCAAAUGUUCGUCCAAUGGCUUACGCCAACCCAUUGCUUUCUCUACUUGCUUAG